Messenger RNA from Cyprinus carpio (common carp), 2846 nucleotides. Its product is annotated as gastrula zinc finger protein XlCGF57.1-like. Gene Ontology annotation, biological process: regulation of transcription by RNA polymerase II. The transcript has 2 exons. The coding region runs from base 571 to 1854 and encodes 427 amino acids. The record is from RefSeq and is a predicted model, not a curated record. Gene Ontology annotation, molecular function: DNA-binding transcription factor activity; RNA polymerase II cis-regulatory region sequence-specific DNA binding. Lineage: Eukaryota; Metazoa; Chordata; Actinopteri; Cypriniformes; Cyprinidae.
GGUAAGGGGCAUUAUAUGGCAUUAUUUUACUGACAAAUGUUGAGAGUGCAUUAUUGUAGAGGCGCGGAGUGCUGCCAAUCACAACACACACCGGCCCAGCUAACCAAUCACAGCACCUUUUAUAUUUCAGAAGGCGGGCAGGCCUUCAUUUGAUACAGGAACUUUUGGAGCCGUUCCUGCCAGACUGGGGAGAGAGGUGUUGUAAUAAAGUAAAAUAUGUGAAAAAUAAUGUGUUUUUCCAACAACCUAGUAUGAGAGCCCGUUUUAGUACACCUCUAAAACAAAUUCAAGACUUUUUAAAUGAGCAUAAUAGGACACCUUUAACUUUUUGUGAAAAAGAAAAAUGUUCCAUAUAAAAUGGCAAAUGAAUAAAUAAUAACCAAUAAACAAAAAUACAGCUAAGUAAAAACUAAAUGAAGUCUACUUAAUGAAAUGGAAGUUUUACAUUACGAUAGUGUUAAUCAACAUUUUUUUUUUUGCAUAUCUUCAAACACAGAUUCAACACAGGAAUUCACCAGUACUGGAUUAUUUUCAUUAUUUUAAAAAUGUAGAUUAGAGAACAGUGAGAACAUGAAUAAUCCAGAACCAUGCAGAACAAAUCACAAAGAUACUGAAAAGCAAGGAGACCUGAUGGAAGAGAGUGAAGAACUGAGUGAGGCAGAGGAGAAACAGCAUCAUGUCAAAACUAGUAAGACAUUUUUGAGUCACUCACAGACUAAAAGUAAUUCAUUGAAAAGAAGAGCCAAAAAGCCUUUCACCUGCUCUCAGUGUGGGAAGAGUUACACAUUAAAAGGAACCCUGGCAAUACACAUGAAAAUCCACACUGGAGAAAAUCUGCACACGUGUGAUCAAUGCGGGAAGAGUUUUCCGAUAAAAGCAUACCUUAAGACUCACAUGAGAAUCCAUACUGGAGAGAAACCGUACUCAUGUGAUCAGUGCGGGAAGAGUUUUCCAAUAAAAGCAAACCUUAAGACUCACAUGAGAAUCCAUACUGGAGAGAAACCGUACUCAUGUGAUCAGUGCGGGAAGAGUUUUGCAUACAGACACGGUCUUAAAAGUCACACGAGAGCUCAUAGUGGAGAGAAGCCGUACACGUGUGAUCAAUGUGGGAAGAGUUUUACAAUGAAAAGCUCUCUUAAUGAACACAUGAAAAUCCACACUGGAGAGAAGCCACACACAUGUGAUCAGUGUGGGAUGAGUUUCACAAAAAAAGGAUCUCUUAGGGAACACAUGACCAUCCACACUGGAGUGAAGCCGUUUGCAUGUGAUCAGUGUGGAAAGAGUUUCAGAAAGUCAUGCACUUUUAAAGUACAUCUGCGUCGUCAUUCUGGAGAAAGACCAUUUACCUGUGAUCAGUGCGGUAAAACUUUUUUUAGGUCAGAUGCGCUGAAGGACCACCUGAAAGUUCAUACAAAGGAAAAGCCUUACAUGUGUACUUUGUGUGGAAGGAGUUUUAGUCAGUCGGGUACUUUAAAAUUACAUCAGAAAAGACACAACAGUGUGAAGGAGCAUAUGUGUUUUGAUUGUGGGAAGACUUUUAUUAGAGAUGCUGAACUGAAACUGCACCAGAGAAUGCACAGUGAGGAAAAACCUUUUAAGUGUUCUCACUGUGACAAGAGAUUCAGUCGUUCAGAUUAUCUGAAAUCACAUGAGAGGAUCCACUCUGGAGAAAAACCUUACAAGUGUUCACACUGUGACAAGAGAUUCAGAUGGUCAGAUUAUGUAGAAAAACAUGAGAGGAUCCACACUGGAGAGAAACCGUAUCACUGCAUUCCAUGUGGGAAGAGUUUCACUCAUUCAUCAUCUUUACUCAGUCAUACAAAAAAAAGAAAAGAAAAAUGUCUGAAAUCAUGAAAUCAUAUCUGAAUUCUUCUUUGGAUCCAGCACAUUUAAUCGCAACACUGUGUCCUCACCAAACAUGACCCAAUAAAACAAGCAAUAAAAUCUCUUCUAUAUAAACAAACAUCAACUGAAGCUGUUAGUUAUCGUACUGAAGCGGAGUGGAUUGUAAUGCUCCAUCACCUUCCCCUACCCAACUUAUGUCAUUUUAAUUAAUGUUUAAUCACCAUUUGUUAAGUAUUAUCUUUUAUGCAGUGAUUAACAUAAAUGAAGAAUAGUGUUAGCAUAGUUUGUUGUUUUUUGAUUCUCUUGUUCCAAUGAGAAAUUAUGUACAGUAUGUAUCACUCUUAGUUCAUUUACUCUCUUUCAUGAAGGAAAGUAAUUUUUUGUACAUGUAAAUGUUUCUUUGUUCAUAUCAGCACGAUUAGAAAAAGAACAGUUGGAAUAAAGACAUAGCAGUUCAAAUCCUUUCCUCUGUUAAUUUAAUUAAAUAUGAUAUUUUUAUAAAUGUUUUGUUGUUGUGAACAAUAUUUCAUAUUUGUAUUAAAAUUUACUGUUGAUUUUGCCUCCCAGUAAUGAAGCUGUCACAAAGCAUUCAAGGAUGUUCAAAAGCAUUUCCAAGGAUGCUGAUUUCUAGAUGCCUCUGAGAUGGCAAACAUGGUUUGUGUAACAUUAGCAACACACUGUUAGCUGUUUGCUAAAGUAGUCACAUUGUAGAGAGCGAUACAUAAAUGCAUUACCAUUCUGAUACAUUAAUGUAUACAAAUGCCGGCGCAUUUGUUAUACCCAUGAAAAAGGGGAGAGAAUUCAUUAGUCACACUCCAUGAUGCUUGCUAACGAUAAACAAUUUUCCAAAACAUAAGCUAUUGUCAAUGUACCCUCUUUAACAUUUUUAUUUUAUUUUCUAUAAUCAAUCAUACCAAUUAGUAACUAGACAUUUAGGCAUUUUAUAAACAUCUGGAAAUCACUUCUCUUUUUAACCAGAUACAUACAGUAGAUAUAAACUA